Messenger RNA from Saccostrea cuccullata (small rock oyster), 1313 nucleotides. RefSeq lists its product as uncharacterized. The transcript has 8 exons. Bases 32 to 1294 code for a protein of 420 amino acids. The record is from RefSeq and is a predicted model, not a curated record. Lineage: Eukaryota; Metazoa; Mollusca; Bivalvia; Ostreida; Ostreidae.
UUAGGGUCUGUAGGUUCUACACAUGUAGAAAAUGUUUCGUUUUGGAAUACCUUUUAUUAUUAGUUGUUUAUUAAAAUGUACACUAGUAUUGAACACGGAUAGCAAUACGACUUGUUUGGACUUUUAUAAAAUGAAAGGUGAAAGCAUGAAAACAAAGUCAUGUACUGGUGAAUUCAUUGUUUCUCACUGUAUUCCAAAUGUGGAACAUCAGGAAGUGGACGUUUGUGUACAAUGGAAAUGGAUUACACCAGGUUACUGUCCAUAUUACGAUUCCACGUCAAAUGCUAUAAAAGAAGUACGGUGUUCAUACUACUGCUUACGAAGGGAUGAUUUGAAAGAUAUUUGUAUUUGUUCAUCAAAAUACGCUGAAAACGCUUCAUGCAAAACCACGUGUAGAGACGAUUUUAAAUCCUAUGAUUACGUCUUCUGUGAACAGGAAGUACUUUCGACUGUUACCGGGUCUGUUCCAACAACACUAUCAACUACACAAAAAUCUGUUACAUAUGAUAAGGAUAACAAGACAGAGGUGAAUGAGGAGAGGGACACUGAUUUUGGGAGUGCUCUAGGAAUUGCAUUUGGUGUACUUAUAACUAUAAUUCUGAUGGUUGCUGCAGCAGUUUUAUUAAUCAAAUAUGGGAAAAUGUUGGAAAACUGCGGAAAAGGGAGCGAAGAAAAUAUGGCAGACAUUGAAGCUCAUCCAGAUGAAGUUAGAAAACCUUUUUUAAAUGAGGAAGAAGAGAAGAAAAAAGAUGAAGAGAAUGAAAGGAAUGAUGAUGGAAAAACGAAAAUAUUAGAUGAAAUUCGAGAGAGGGAAUGGUCAUCUACGCAAAACACUGUGGAAAAAGCAGAAAGUGAAAGUACUGAAACCGAUGAGAAUCAAAGUAAUGAAGCAGGUAAUAAAGAUAAAGAUGUAAAAUUGCAUGCUUUGGACAACAGGGAAGAAAGUUUAAUCCCUAAACAUGUGAUUUCUACAACAUCAAAUCAAACUCCAAAGAGUGAUAUAAAUCAAGAAGACAGUGGGAACUUACAGGAUGACAACAAAAUGUCUGUCUGUUCCACUGGUGGUUUUGAAAAAGAAGGAGGUAAUUCCUCUGAGCAUAAAUCUGAUGAAAAGGGCAGAAGAAAUGUAACUAAUGCAGAGGAUACUGGUGGAAGUGUUGACAGUUUUGAAAACAACCAUGGAAAUGAAAACACUGUAGACCCUUCUAAUAGAUUGACAGAAGGCAGUGUUGAUCAGGAUGGGAAUUUAGAUGCAUGUAAACCUAUCCCUGACAGUAUUGUAGAAACAGGUUAGAUAUUUCAUUGUAUUGCAA